GAGAGAAAACACUGGCAGGGAUGUGCUCACAAGAAUACUCGCUGGAGUCCAGUACCUGGCGGAAACGAAUUCGGCCUUUCGUGGCUCUUCAUCCACUCUGUACGAACGAGACAACGGGAAUUUCCUGAAACUCAUGGAAAUGCUGGCUACGUUUGACCCUCCGAUGAGAGAACACCUCCGUCGCGUCAGAGACAAGAAAACUCACGUUCACUACAUGGGGCCAGAAAUACAAAACGAGAUGAUUUCGUUGAUCGGAACGGCAACAAAGGAGAAAAUUUUGGAAGAAGUGCGAGCUGCGAAAUAUUUUGGCAUCAUCCUGGAUUGCACGCCUGAUAUUAGCCACCAGGAACAAAUGACGUUGGUACUCCGCUACGUCGAUAUGACCGGUAUUCCAAAUAUUGUUGAGCGGUUUGUUGAAUUUUUAAAGGUAGAUGACUCGUCGGGUGAGGGUUUGACGGAUGAGCUGAUAAAUGCUUUGGAGAAAAAUAAUUUAGAAAUUAUGGACGCUAGAGCUCAGGAUUACGAUAAUGGAUCCAACAUGAAGGGCAAAGAGAAGGGCGUUCAGACCAGGGUUAAAAAAAUAAACAAACGAGCAAUGCACGUGUCGUGUUGUGCUCAUAGUUUGAACUUGGUACUUUGUGAGAUGGCUUCAUGCCACAAAGAGGCAAUGACUUUUUUUGGAGUUAUUCAGCGUCUGUACACUUUAGUUUCUGCUUCGACGAAAAGGUGGGACAUUUUCAAGGUUUAUUGUACCAAUCUAACAUUGAAACCCUUGUCAGAUACUCGGUGGGAAAGUCAUGUCGAGAGUGUCAAGACCGUAAGAUUUCAACUGGGCAACGUUUGUAGUGCUUUGGAAUAAAUAGCUGAGACUACUAGUGAUCCUGCUGUUAGGUCUGAGGCUUUGUCUCUUGUAGAGCACUCCCUAAAAUCGCUCGAAUUUGUGUUAGGGCUUGUUCUUUGGUAUGACUUAUUGCAAGCUGUCAAUCUCGUUAGCAAGACGUUACAAGCGGUCGAUUCAACUCUAGAUACGACAUUGCAGCAUCUGCAGGGCCUUAAGUCUUUCAUUCAAGAUUAUCGAGAAAACGGUUUUAAAAAGGCGCUCACAACCGCGAGGGAACUUGUAGAAUCUUUAGGCUGCGAGUCAGAGUUCAAAGUGCCUCGAAUCAGGAGGCCUAAACCUCAACUUGGGCAAAAGCGUACCAGAGAACCUAAUCGGUCGGAGGAAGUUAGUCAUCAAGAGUUGCAGGAUGAAGCAGAGGAGAAAUUUAGGAUAGGAUAUUUUAUACCUAUUCUUGACGUUGCCUUAACUAG
Messenger RNA from Plutella xylostella (diamondback moth), 1311 nucleotides. The record is from RefSeq and is a predicted model, not a curated record. NCBI's taxonomy places the organism in Eukaryota, Metazoa, Arthropoda, Insecta, Lepidoptera, Plutellidae.